UACACGGAUAUAGUUGUCAAAUAAUUUUUUAAAAUAGAAAAUCCGAAUUUACUUUUAUUGUUCUUAUAAAGAUAACAUAUUCAAAAAAAUUAUGGCUGGUAACGAAGGUAAAUUCAAAGAUCGAUCGCCAAUAAUAUGUGCUGCUGGGAUGCCUUCAGGGACUUCUAAAGACAAUGUUGAGAAUACCUUAAAGGAAUACUCUUUGGAGGAUGAAGUGACAGCAGUAAAACACGAUGCUAAUAUAUGGUUCGAAAACGAGUUUCGACCGCCUCUUCAGUUACCUCCUAUACAAAAUGCCUGUUUUAAAGGAACAAUGACAGAAAUAAAACCCUUACUGAAUCCACCUAUGAGAGCAAGAUACGAAACCUUAUUAGAUGAAUUGAAAGAAACUACCUACAGUUCUUACUGGCAGAAACCAGUUGGUAAGGGAAGAGAUCAAGUACCUGGUCUACCAAAAGGAAUGAUACCAACAGAAGUUACAUUCGGAAAACCGUUUACAAGAGAAAUACCAUUAAGAGAGUUAGUAAAUCCUCCAAAAACUCCUUAUGAAGUGUUACAAGAGAGCCAGGUCGGCCAUGAACUUUACAAGAAGACCCAUAACGAUUAUAAUCCUUCCGAACAAGUUGAAAGAGGGUACAAAUCUCCUCCUUUCCAAAAAGAGAAAUGUUUUGGCAUCAGUUCGAAAUACGAUUACAGAGGAAUAUGGGUGCGAUGUGCUUGUGAUUGGCAUAUCAAAGAACCAGUUAUGCAUGCAAGUAAAAUUCAAGCAGAUUAUUUAGAUCGUGUGAGACCACAAAUUGGAAAAAUACUGGCUCCAAAUCAUAAUAUUGAAUGUGUACCAAAGGGUCAUACUUUUGGUGAUCGUUCUGAAAGGUCGUUUUUUGGUUUGGAAGACUUGCUAAAAGAUUCACGUUGCGAGCCAUGUGUAUUCAAAAGGGAUUUUUAUAAAUGGAUAUCUUCCUUGAAUAAGUUCAAACUCAGAAUGAAACAGAGGAGAAUUGAUGGUUUUGAUUUCAAUGAUUUUUACAAAAAGGCCCUCUACUGGGAUCAGGAAAAGACCGGAUACUUACCAACAACAAUAUUCUAUGAGCUAUGUUCUUGUCAUCAGAUCAUGUUUCCAAAAGAAGACAUAGAAUCAUUAUUGAAGGUUCUGGGAAUUAUGCAAGAGGAAAAAAUUAACUACAAGAGGUUUAUUGAUCUAAUAAAUGUCAAUGAGAAGCCUAUAGAAUUCAUGCCAAUGAGAGAUAUUCCUAAAGAGAGUCUAUACUAUGUGACUACUAACCAAGCUGCCAGUUGUGAUUAUCUAAUUAUUGAUAAUUCAGGUAUGUCGGCAGCAGGGAUGCCAUCUAUAAGAACUGAUUUGGUGCGGCCUGUUGUACCACCUACAGGAUGUAGAGCAGAUUUGGACAAUUUGGGAGAUGAAUCAACGGUCAACUCUUUGAUAAAUCCAAGUAUAUACACCAAUUAUGGAUUGACAUCUAGAGAUUUCUUCACUCCACGUACAGCCGAAACAAUAAGAACACUUUUUGAAAAAAUUGGAUAUAACUUCCCCAAUGACUCAUUUGAAAAAAUAUGGAAGGAAGGAGUGGAACACGACCAAACUGGACUGGUGUGUGUGGAAACUUUUAAAUCUCUACUAACGAAAUAUAUUGCUCCUCCAAAAAUAACUGUAGACGAAAGGGACUGUGAAAAAAAAAUGUAAAAACAAAAAUAUUUAAUAAAAACAUUUUGAAACUA
Messenger RNA from Leptinotarsa decemlineata (Colorado potato beetle), 1737 nucleotides. RefSeq names its product EF-hand domain-containing family member B. The record is from RefSeq and is a predicted model, not a curated record. NCBI's taxonomy places the organism in Eukaryota, Metazoa, Arthropoda, Insecta, Coleoptera, Chrysomelidae.